AAGGAACCAAACUAAGAUAGCGUUGGGCAAGGGACGGCACAAUCGGGCGAUUACCCGGUCCCGGAAGUGUAGCAGUGAGGCGCGAUCGAGCAACGGAUGCACCGGAACGGAACAGCGCCACAGCGAUGGGAUACAUAAAUCUGCUCGAGCUAAAGCUUUUGUUAAAUAUAUCAUUAGUCGUGCUGCUGGUAAACGGACAUGGCACCCAGACGGAAGCACAGCCAGAGUUCCUGGCCGCGCUGGACAAUCUCACGGUGACACAGGGCCGCGACGUUUCCUUCACUUGCGUCGUGAACAACUUGGGACAGUACAGGGUAGCCUGGAUCAAGUCGGACUCGAAGGCGAUUCUCGCCAUUCACACGCACAUGGUGGCUCUGAAUCCACGGCUAUCCGUCACCCACAAUGGCCACAACACCUGGAAGCUGCAUAUCUCCCACGUUCAGCUGAACGAUUCAGGAAGCUACAUGUGCCAAGUGAACACGGAUCCGAUGAGACAUCAGUCGGGCAACUUGGACGUCGUCGUUCCACCUGAUAUUUUAAACGAACACGAGCCCAACACCCUGGAGGGCGGCGUGGCCAACGAGGCCGGCAACGUGCAGCUGGUGUGCCAGGCGACCGGUGUCCCCGAGCCGACGGUCCAAUGGAGGCGUGAAAAUGGCAAGGAUAUCGUCGUGCGAACGGAGGGCAGAGAAAAACAAGUGGUGAAGUUCAUCGAAGGCGAACGACUCGUCCUGAACCAAGUGCAGAGAACCGACAUGGGGGGAUAUCUCUGCAUCGCCUCGAACGGUGUUCCGCCCUCGGUUAGCAAACGGUUUGAUGUCCAAGUGAACUUUCCACCGAACGUGAAAGCCGGAAACCAACUGGUUGCCGCACCGGUCGAGAGUCAUGUGCUGUUGCAGUGCGUCGUCGAAGCAUUCCCAACUCCUCUCAACGGAUGGCACAAGCAUGAUGGCAUGAAGCUGUACGAGGGAGAAAAGUACACGAUCAGCGAGGAGAAGCUCAACGCCUACACUUGGCAGCUGAAUUUGACCGUAAAAAAUCUGCACAAAGGAGACUUUGGGCCGUACAUUUGCUCAAGCAUUAAUGCUCUCGGAAAGUCCGAUGCCCGGAUACGCCUGCAAGAACUUCAUUUACCUCCUAAACCAACGACAACACCAACGCCUUACGUGCCGUCAACGGUGAAGCAACCGCGAAGAAAGCAGCACUCGUCGACCCACGGCAAAGGUCACGACGGGGCCAAGGGUGGCAACACCUUCAACCGUGACACGUACAUCACCAACCACAUCCAGGAGAACGAUUAUCUCGGCAGCAUCGCACUGUCUGAAGGUAACGCUGGACACGGUGUUAAUGGCGCCGCGAGCGGAAACGGCGGCAUGGCCGGUGGAACCGGCACCGGCGGCAACGGGGGCAACGGGCUGGAGAAACCGAGGAACACGCAAAUGCCGGCCCCAAUACCAUCGCGACAGCCGCUCUGGAUCCUGAACAACAAGUCGCCCGCGGCGAGCAUCUUCGCCCAUGGGCGGCCCUCCAGCACGGUUGCGUUUGUUAGUUGUUGUUUGCUGAUGAUUUAUAGUCUGUUGAUGUUGCCGACAUUUACAUGA
Molecule: messenger RNA, 1601 nt
Organism: Anopheles bellator
Lineage: Eukaryota; Metazoa; Arthropoda; Insecta; Diptera; Culicidae
Gene: DIP-lambda
Product: protein amalgam
Exons: 9
Coding region: 126-1601 (491 amino acids)
Cellular component (GO): neuron projection
Source: RefSeq, a predicted model, not a curated record